UCUUCCUCCUGACAGCCCCCUCCAAGCCCCCUCUAGCCACCAACUCAUUUCUUUGAGAAAAUUGGUGACCGAACUUGGGAUUUUCUGCUUCUUUUCUUGAUAAGUAACGAGAUUUGGGGCUUAGAAUCUUCCCUCUCAACCCAGAAAUCCCGGAUCUGCUCUGCUUCUUCCUCCCUUGUCCGUCGGGUUCUGCUGGGUUUGAAUCCUUCGGUUUUUUUUCUGUUUGCCGUGAGUUUCCCCCUGGAUCCCGUCGGCUUCCUCACCAGCCAAGCUCGGGUUCUGCUGGCUGGAAUUCUGGUAAGUUGCCGGCUUUUCCAAGCUUAAAAUUACCCAUUUAAGUGUUGGGUUUUGUCCAUUAAGUGCUGCCCUGUGCUUGCCCGAAUUUUGCUAAAAUGGGGGAGGAAAUUCCGGUAGCAUUUAAAUGUGUUUUGUGCUUGGUUUAUGUAGGAAUUUUGUUAAUUGGGCUGUGGUUAUGUUGUGUAGGAGUAAUCUCGUGACUUAGCCAUUGUUGGCCAAAGCCGUGGGUCUCCAGUGCUUGUCCAGGAAAUUGGAAUGAAUUUUGGUAGCUUUAAGCUAUGUUUUUAAGUGUGGUUUAAGUAGGAAAUUAGCUUGUUAUGAUUGUUGUGAGAUUUUGGAGAGAAACCCCCGUGAAUUAGCUAUGUUUUGUCAAAUUUUGGGAGGUGAGGUACUGUUCACAUGGACUGUUCACGGGUACUGUUUAUAGGUACUGUUCACACACCGAGGGUUAACGAUUAACGGGGAUUUAAAUGAUUAGUUUGUGAUAUAAGAAUGAAAUUGGAGAUGUUCGGUUAUGUGGAGAUUGAUAGAAAUAGCGCUGUGAUUGGGGAUUUUGAUCGUUCUGUCACCGUAGCACUUGGGUUAGCCUUCUGUUCUGUGCGAGUGAGGUAAGUAAAUUAUGGUAAAGCCCUUUGAUUUUAAAGCAUGUUUUAAACUGUUUUUGAGAUGGUGGCAAGGUUUAAAUUGAUUUGAAAUUGAUUUUCAUCAGCAUCUGAGUGUGAUUAAACUGAAAUGAAAAUUUAGAUGAUUUUCAUGAGAAUUUCCUUGUUUUCUGAAAUUGAGCAUGAUUGGAAUGAAAAUGAGGAUUUUAUUGAUUUUCUGGAAAUGAGCAUGAUUGAGAAAUGAAAACGAGAAUUUCAUUGUUUUUCUGGAAUAGAGCAUGCCUAUUUGGGAAUUGACAGAACUGUUUUGAUGAACUAAGAGUUUGCAAAUUCUGAGUUUUCUGUUAAAUCCAUGGUCAUAUGGAAAUUUUCUGGUUUGUUUCUGAGAUUUGAGAUUGAUUGUGAAUUAUGGAUUUUUGGAAAUCCUGCAUGGUUUUGUCUCGGAUAUAGUCAUGAUUACUGACGCUCGCUAGUGGGAGCUGUAAACGCUAGCACAUGUCGACAUGUAUUUCUGUAGAACCGGUUCGUCCUGCCAAUGGGAUAAAACAUUGGCACCAUUACUGACGCCUACCAGUGGGAGUGUGUAAACACUGGCACUAUUACUGACGCCUGCCAGUGGGAGUGUGUUAAACACUGGCACUAUUACUGACGCUUGCCAGUGGGAGUUUGUAAACACUGGCCAUGACUUAUAGAUGAGACUACUGAAUUGAGUUUUCUUCUGCAUUAACGGUUUGUUAUGAAUGCUUUGCAAUUAAACUGUUUAUCUGGCA
This is a messenger RNA of Rubroshorea leprosula, 1669 nucleotides long. Lineage: Eukaryota; Viridiplantae; Streptophyta; Magnoliopsida; Malvales; Dipterocarpaceae. The record is from the annotation of a GenBank genome assembly.